AUGGCAGCUAGCAUAGGACCGGGUGGUUUUCAUCCAGGAAUGCAGCAACACCCCGGCGUUCACCCUGGCCAUCCCAUGGGCGCUCCGGGCAUGGCUCACACUCAGAGCCAACCGGGCGGCCAACCGGGAAUGCCUCCUCAGAUGGCAGCUCAUAUGGCAGUGUCCGGCCCCGGCGGACAGGUCAAUCCCGCCGCCAUGAUGGGAGGUAUGCCUCCCGGCGCCGGCGGCCCAAACGCUCACGCCCUACAGCACCUAAGUCCCCAGCAGCAGAUGUUCCAGCAGCAACAAUUCGCAAUAGCCCAAAAUCCUCAAAUGCUCGCCCAGAUGCAACAGCAGCGGUUGCUCCAACAACAGAGGCAGGCUAUGAUCCAGCAACAGAUGUAUAACGGCGGCAUGUCGAUGAAUAUGCCGGGGAUGAACAUGGGCAACAUGACUGCAGCCCAGUUCCAGGCAAUGAGGUCAAACGCGAACAUGCAACGAGUCGCCAUACCUCAGCAUCUCCAGCAGGCGCACCUCGCUCAACAAGGACAACAUCAAAAUCCUCAGCACGCUCAUCUCCUAGCGCAGCAAUUAGCACUCCACCAACACCAGGCUGCCCAGCAGCAGGCUAACAACCCGAUGCACCAAGGUAACCAGCCCGGUCAUCCCGGUCAGAUGACUCCCCAGCAACUUCAGCUGCAGCAGGCCCAGUUAGGCCAGCCAAUGGGGCAGCAGGUCCCGCAAGGCCCUCAAGGCCAAGGGCACCAACCUCAGCCGCAACCGCAAGGGCAGCCGCAACAGCAGGGACCGCAACCUCAACCCCAGCAACAACCGGGACAACAGCAACCCGGCCCGCAGCCCGGCCAACAGCCUCCGCCAAAUUCUCAAGGUCCCCAGAGAGCUCCGACGCCGGCGGUCGCGCAGCCGAACCAACCGCAAACUCAAGGGCCGAAUCCCGCUCAGGGCAACCAGCCGCAACAACCUCAGGGCCAGGGUCAGCCACCUAACGGUCAACAGAGCCAACCCCAGCAACCCAACGCGCAGCCGCUGCAAGCGGGCCAGCAUAUCCAACUCCCGGCCGGUAUGCAGCAGCAAUUAUUACAUCAGCAACAGCAGCAACAACAGCAGCAGCAACAGCAGCAACAGCAGCAGCACAAGAACGACGGCAUGAAGGGCCACUGCCUGCUAAAGCUACUCCAGUUCGGCGAACACCUAAGCGGAUAUCAGGGCUCGAGAACAAAAGAUGAUCUGACAUAUUGGAAUAACUUCGUAGCGCAGUUCUUUUCGCCCAGAGGCGUCUUCAGACUCUCCCUCUUCGACGUCGGCAUGGAGAUGCCGAACGCAGAGCACGGGGACAAGCAAUACGAGAUAACGCAGCCCUCGCUAGCCAGAUAUUUCCACACGCACUACGAGAGCGGCAUCAGGAGAAUAAACCUAACCUUCGAAAAGGGGAUUACAGAUAGGCCGUUACCGAACGGGUGUCACUUCAUCGAGAACCAGAAGGCAAACCUGACCUACUGGUUCGACAAUUCGCAUGUCGUCGCGUCGGGAACUCUACGAGCACAGUUCGACAGCGAACAGAAAUUAGAACUUCUGGAAUUCAUCACCCAAGGUCACGAGGAAUAUCAUUCGAGGAAGAUGGUUAUAGAGGCAGCGAAGCCGGCGCACAAUUGGGUUAAAGAGUGGCACAGGGUGAACGGGCCAGACUCGCGACUGUCCCCGGAGAUGAGCAAGAAGGGAAAGAAACCGAUGAAAUCGCCUCAAGUUCAACCCCCCGACAUCGACCUACCCCAGUCGGCCGUGAAGCAAAAUUCGGGCAUCACGGAAGCCGUGUUCCAAUUUCUCGAGAUAAUCGAAGUCGUCGGACAAAUGAACCCCCUGUUCAACUUUUACCAUACGCACCCCGGCCUCUCCCCUUACGCCGCGCUCGAGCAAUACGUUAGCCAGAACAUACAUAACGCCCCACAGCAACCCAUAGCAAACGGUCAGCCACAAGGCAACGGCCCUCCUAAUCCGCGGACGCCUAGCUUCGGACAGUUCCCGAUGGGCGCUUCGCCGGCGGCGACUCACCUACAGCUUCCGAACUCGCCUCAUAUGGGCAGCCCGGCGCAAGGACACAUGCAAGCGCCAGGCAUGCAAUUGCAACAGAGUCAGCAAGGGACGAACUCUAGCGGGCCUAGCGCUAACACGAGCCCAGCAAGCAAUAAGCGGAGGAGACCGUCGACCGUCAAGGCCGAAGAAGACAGCGGCGCCCCCACGCCUUCGAGCAUGGGAGGCCAAGUCAACGGCGUCGGAAUGGCUAACAAGAAGCCUCAGACGACGCCCCGGUUACAGAAACGCGCGAAAGGCAACCCGGCGUGA
This is a messenger RNA of Annulohypoxylon truncatum, 2340 nucleotides long. RefSeq names its product LIM-domain binding protein-domain-containing protein. The transcript has 7 exons. NCBI's taxonomy places the organism in Eukaryota, Fungi, Ascomycota, Sordariomycetes, Xylariales, Hypoxylaceae. Gene Ontology annotation, cellular component: transcription regulator complex; nucleus. Bases 1 to 2340 code for a protein of 779 amino acids. The record is from RefSeq and is a predicted model, not a curated record. Gene Ontology annotation, biological process: negative regulation of transcription by RNA polymerase II; positive regulation of transcription by RNA polymerase II.